Fusarium odoratissimum NRRL 54006 is the source of this 5200-nucleotide messenger RNA. RefSeq lists its product as uncharacterized. Gene Ontology annotation, biological process: siRNA processing. The transcript has 6 exons. Gene Ontology annotation, cellular component: nucleus; cytoplasm; RISC complex. Gene Ontology annotation, molecular function: ribonuclease III activity; RNA binding; ATP binding. The coding region runs from base 96 to 4586 and encodes 1496 amino acids. The record is from RefSeq and is a predicted model, not a curated record. Lineage: Eukaryota; Fungi; Ascomycota; Sordariomycetes; Hypocreales; Nectriaceae.
CAGUGCUUCCUACACCAACAUCUCUUGGUGGGCCUCCCACCAUCUCUCUUGAUUAUACUUCUCUGUUCUUGAUAGACUUUUCCUUUUCCCUUGUCAUGCUGCUGAGAGCAAAACACUACCCGCAAACCUUCUUUCGUUCUUUAGCUUUCCACCAGUCACUGUCCUGCGUGAAGAUAACCUCACCAAAGCGCACCAGAAUACCUCAACACUUUGCUCGCCCAAGACAUCAAAACUACUAUUCACUACUCCCCCAUGAUAGGAAAAUGAUGGAAAUCGAUGAAGAGAAGUCUCCCAACAGUGGGAGUGCAGACUCCUCACGGUCGGAGAGUCCUGCCACCACCUCGACACCAUCACCAAUGAUCGAUGUCGAAGAAACAGUGACCUUAAUCCCUACCGACAAGGCCCUAAAUGGAAAACAAAAGGCCGCAAACAAGUCCAAAGAUGCAUCUCCAGUCCCGGACAUCAUCAGGCCUCGUGCCUACCAGCGAGAGAUGUUGGAGCAGAGCCUGAAGAGAAACGUGAUUGUUGCGAUGGAUACAGGCAGCGGAAAGACACAAGUCGCCGUUCUUCGCAUUCAAGCGGAACUCGAGAGAAGUUCACCCAACAAGCUUGUGUGGUUCUUAGGAAAGACUGUUAGCCUCUGCGAACAACAGUUUAAUGUUAUCAAGAGACAAAUGCCAUCGGUGCCCAUGAGACUGCUUACGGGGCAGCUCAACAUCGAUGCAUGGUCGCCAGAAGUUUGGCCUCGAAUUCUCAAGGGCACUCGUAUCAUCGUAUCUACAUUCUCCAUAUUGCGUGAUGCUCUUGACCACGCCUUUGUCACAAUGGACAUGCUCGCUUUAAUAGUAUUUGACGAAGCCCAUAAUUGCGUUAAGAACAGCUCUGGGCGGAAGAUCAUGAUGAACUUCUACCAUCGACACAAGAACGUGGGUAUGCCAGUACCUGCCAUACUCGGCUUGACUGCCAGUCCCAUUAUCUCAUCAGAUCUUAAGGAGAUCGAAAAACUAGAGAAUACAAUGGACGCUAUCUGCGUUACUCCAACCACUCAUCGGGAGCAACUACUCAAGCAUGUCAACAAGCCUCACCUCAUUCGCUCACUCUACGAUGCUACGAAGAUCCCUCCCCGUACGCCACUGAUGCAACAACUGCAAUCAGAAUACUCGAACAUGGAUAUCGCAAAGGAUCCUGAGGUUCUUAAGUUAAAGGAUCUUGUCGCUAAUGAUGAAAAAAAGCGGGAAAAGUUAAUGAACGUGAUUAUGAAGCACGACACGUUCUCGCAACAGCAAAUCAGAGGCCUCUGGAACAAGAGUAGAGAAAUCCUUGCCGAACUUGGCAGCUGGGCAGUAGACCAUUACAUUUCACAGAUGAUCAAGACCUUCCUUGACAGAAUCGACGCAUACAGUACUUUCACCGAUGCAUGGUGUAACGAGGACAGGACCUAUCUUGCAGGACACUUGCGCCGAAUCAACAUCGGUGUCGUUGACAACUCACCACCAACCGCUCAAACCGUCUCACACAAAACUAGCCGACUGAUCCAUGAACUUCUUGCGGCCGAGAACCAUGUAGUUGGAAUCAUAUUCGUCAAGGAACGCACUGCAGCGCAUACACUUUGCGAGCUUCUUAACAACUACCCCCCUAUUCGAGAUCGUUACCGCGUCGGUGCAAUAGUCGGGGCUUCGAGCUACGGACUUCAGAAACAAAAAGUCUAUGAGUACUCCAGUGGCCCUGGCCCUCAAGUCCUCGAUGAUUUCAGAUCAGGGACUAUCAAUCUCCUGGUGGCUACCAGUGUCUUAGAAGAAGGCAUUGAUGUUCCCGCAUGCAACCUAGUUGUGUCCUUCGACGAGAUCGCUACCCUCAAGUCAUUCAUCCAGCGCCGUGGACGAGCUCGCAUGCAGGAAUCCAAAAUGAUUGCCUUGCUGAGCUCAAGCACAGACAUCCGCGCCUGGGAAGAACUGGAGAAAGGCAUGAAGGAACGUUACGAAGAUGACCAACGAGAAUUGGCUCGAUUGGAUGAACAGGCACGGGCAGAGGAGAUUGAUUCCACCUACUAUAUCGUAAAGAACACAGGAGCACGGCUCGACCUCGACAAUGCUCGACAACACCUGGAUCGCUUUUGUCAAAUUGUUUUCCGCUCAGAUUAUGUCGGUCAACUCCCCGACUACGUCUUCCAUAAAGAAGAGACUCCAUACGGCGGACCGAUCUUGAGAGCUACGGUUACUUUGCCAGGAGGGUUGCCACUCAAUCUUCGUACGUUCAAAAGUGCUUGCGGGUGGAAGUCUGAACGGAAUGCCAUGAGAGAUGCCGCAUUUCAGGCAUACGUCGCUUUGUACGAAGCAGGGCUGGUCACAGAUAACCUGGCCCCUCUCAAUGCUAAGUCAGAGAAGGUGGAAGAAAAGACCGACCUAAUGCCGGAGCACCUAUUCGACCCCUGGAUCCAGAUCGCCCAACGCUGGAAGUCGGGUUGUGAUAAGCAAUUCUACUUGUUCGAGUUUACCGAUGACGAGUUUCCCGGCCCUUGUUUAUUUGACGUCAUGUUACCUGCUCUAAUCGACCUGCCUCGAAAGAUCACGUUAUACCCUGGGAAUGGCUCCAAGUGGUCCAUCGUAUGCGAUUCGUUUGUCGAUAUACCCGAUGAGGUAUCUUCAAAAGAACCAGAUCAAACUUCGGCUCUCUUGGCUAUGAACUUUCAGCACCGCUGGCCGGUCGAAGAUCGCGAGCAUGUUAUCAAGAUGUCCAUAGCCAGUACGACCAUCUUCCCUGCCCACCACGUCACCCGGGAUGACAUGGGUGCAUUACCCUUCCGCGGAGACGGGGUGGAAGAGGCGAAGAAACACAGAGUUCUUGUGCGAGACCAAUACAAAACGCCGUUUCACUACGUCGGCACGAUUCCCUCAAAACCUGAUUUUUAUGAUGUGCAACGCCCAUUCUAUGAAUAUGACAAAGGUCCAUUGAAUGAAGAGUAUCUAGUUCUUGAAAGAUGGGGUCUUCGAGUCGACUUACUUCAUGAUUUGAAGGAUGGUCAGGCCAAGUCAAGCACUAAACCUUACGAGUGUGUGCUUCCCAUUUCUUAUGCCCGUGUUGAUAGGGUCAAGAGACGAGUCGUCAAGUGCGGUCUGUUCAUUCCACAUAUCAUACAUGAGCUAGAGGUGCAGCUUAUUGCAUCUGAAUUAUCUUCUACACUUCUGAAGCCAGUUGGCAUCAAGAAUUUGCAGUUGGUGCUUGAGGCCGUAAGCUCGCCUAGCGCUCGUGAACCUGUCGACUACCAGAGACUUGAGUUUUUGGGCGAUUCUAUUUUGAAGUUUUGCACCGUCACUCAGGCUUAUUCUGAACACCCGUCAUGGCCCGAAGGCCUUCUGAAUCACUUUAAAGAUCGACUCGUAUCCAACGAACGACUCCAACGAGUGUGUCUUGAGAAAGGGCUCUCAAAGUUCAUUCUUUCGAAGCCUUUCACCGCCUUGAAAUGGAGGCCACGCUAUCUUGAUGACAUUCUUAAAGAAAAACCUGCCCCUCGACCCGCGCCAGUGGGUGGAUCGAAGACCUUGGCCGAUGUUGUAGAGGCACUUAUCGGAGCCUCUUACCAAGACGGAGGGCUGACCAAGGCCCUUAAAUGCAUUUCAGUCUUUUUGGGCGAUAGCUGCAACUGGCAUCAAGAGGGUGUGGCUAGAGACAUUCUCUUUGCUGCAGCUCCUAGCGACGUUCAGCUUCCCAGCAACCUUGAACCCCUUGAAGACCUAAUCAAGUAUAAAUUCAAGAAGAAGUCUCUGCUGAUCGAAGCAGUUACUCAUGGUUCAUAUGCUACAGCCAUGCAGGAAAAAUCCUACGAGCAGCUCGAGUUUCUGGGGGACGCUGUUCUGGAUUAUAUCGUUGUCACCAAAAUGUUUCAGCACUAUCCGCCAAUUCCUACUGGUCGCCUUCAUAUGAUCAAAACGGCCAUUGUGAAUGGGGAGUUCCUUUCACUUGUGAAUCUAGUCAACUCUAUCCAACGAAAAGACUUGGAAGUUAGGUCCGAUGGUGAGCUUGUAACCAAAACUACUGCACUUCCACUUUGGAAGUUCAUGAGGUUUAACUCUUCCGAAAUGGCCAAUGUCAUGUUAGAAACCGAGGAGAAAUUCGAGUCCAUGCGACGGGAGCUUGUCAUAGCUUUGUGGGGUGAUGGUCACUACCCCUGGGCGCUCCUCGCACGCCUUCACCCCCAAAAGUUUUAUUCGGAUAUGUUUGAAGCUCUUCUCGGUGCCGUCUGGGUCGACUCGGGAUCUAUCGAAGAAUGCACGCGUGUUCUUGAAACAUUUCAGGUGAUGGACUAUCUGGAAUUUGUUAUCAAGGAGGACAUACACGUUCAGCAUCCCAAAGAGGAACUUCCUAAGUUCGCUGAUAGACAAAAGAUGAAAUACACUACAACCCUGAUCGAAGAACCCGAGCCUCGAUGGAGUUGUGGAGUCACAAUUGGAGAGCGGUUGGUAGGAGAAGUCGAAGGUUCUCUCAACAAGGUUGAGGCUAUGACCAAAGCUGCGGAGAAUGCGAUUCGACUUUUGACAGAGGAGAUGAAUGCGGUAAAUCAGCAACAAGAUGCCAUGGACGCCUCCUAGGAAGGGGAUCAGGAACACGCCUCGCAGAGAGAUGACCUUGCACAGAAACAGGACGAGGUCACGGCCGAUACUUCGCCAGAGAAGGAGUCCACUGAUCGUUUAAUGGAAGGCAUUCUAACCGAUAAUCCGGAGGACAAGGAGCCGGUUGUUCCUCCAAAGAAAGAGAACAAGACGAAGUCGUUGGUCGAGCCACUGAAGAACGAGAAUACGAAGAAGUUGGCCGCCCACCCAAAGGAGGUGGAGUUAGCUCGUAGGCCCAUAGAGGAGGAUUUGAUCGAUUUCUCGGAGGACGAGAUGUCGGUCGACCGUCCAAAGGAAGUGGAUUUAGGCCAUCAUCCCAUGGAGGAGGAUUUGAUCGGGUUCUCAGACGAUGAGACAUCGGACGACCGUCCAAGCAAAAAGAGACCAGUUCACGUUUCAGAAGAUCACAAGAUAGCUGAUCUCCAAGAGAAGAAAAAGUCUAAGAAAUUUUGAGGCCUGAGGAUACGGGAAUUCUUUGGAGAGAGUAAAUCAAGAAGGAUAAGACUAGAAAUGGCUUGUAGAUACCUAGAUAGACACCCUAGCUCGUCUAUACUUGCUUUCCAAGUUCCUCCAAAAUCGUGUCUACUGUCCAC